ACAGGUGUAUCAACGCAUGCUUUUCGCACAAUAUAAUGGCUGGUAUAUUAUUGAAUCCGUUCGUAGCGGCGGCGUACGUCCCGACACUCAUUUUCCUAACGUACUAGAUGGUUGUUACAGUUAUUCACCGCGUCGUUGUAUGACCGGGCUCAAGAAAUUUGUUGCCAUCCCUAGAAUUUCAUGUGACCGCCGUACGUUCCCGCUACGAACGGAUUCAAUAAUACCAGCCAAUAACUCACUGAAAGAGUUAACAUGGGAUGUGCAAAGUGUAUAAUAACAUUUAAGAUUUUUAAAACCAUUGUGAUAACCGUGACUUGGUCUGGUGCAGUGGGAAAUGAUGGCUUCUUAAAAGAAGUAAACGUUAGCUAAAAAGUUCAAAAACAAUAUGAAAAACCACUAUGAAAGCUGUUUUGUGAGUGUUUUUUAAAUACAGGAUCCUAUGCAUAACCGCGCGGCUACACGAGGUGAAUUAUACAGCGAAAUAAACUAUUUGACAGGCGAAAUAUCUGAUGGAUAAAGCAUCACAGCAACCAGCUGAUGUGCAAUGUAAACAAAUAACGUGCACAAAAUCGUAAUUAAAUCCAUUAAAUAACUUCAAUAUCGAGUACUUCGUCAAUUUUCAGUCAACAGUUCAUAAUUUCUUCUAAUUAGGGAAUGUUCUGCUUAAGAAUAUAUUAUUUUUAAUAGAAUUUCAAAAGCGGAUGUUGUGUCUCCCCCAACCCUUUAGCUGUACCUGUCAGAUAUUUCACCUGUCGAAUAGUUCAUUUCGCUGUAUAUUUCACCUCGGGUAGCCGCGCGGUAAGAGUUCAAAAUUCCACUUUUAAACGUCCUCAGAUAAUGCGAAAUCUUAUCUGAGACAUUGCGUUCCGCACAACAUGAUAGAUGUUAUCAUUGAACACGUUCGUAGCGGCGGCGUACGUCCCGACACUCAUUUUCACAAACACACACUUUUUUAUGACUACUAGAUGGUUGCUAUAGUACUUUACCGCGGCGUUGUAGGAGCGGCCACACGAAAUGUGUUGCGCCAUCCUUAGAUUCAAACGGAUUCAAUGAUACCAGCUUAAUGAUACCAGCGCGGCACCUCUGGUGAUGUACCAAUUGUUGAUUUACAGGGUUUACCUACCUAAUAAGUUAAACAACAUGCAAAAUACGUAUUUUUAAACUGCUUCAUGGAUCAAACACACCGGAGCGACCGAUUUGACACCUUCAAGAGUAGGACGCUUUCAUUCUGUACUAUGCCCGAUUCAUACUUCACAAGGCUCGAAUAGAAAUGACAGUGCCCAAUUGAGGGUUUAUGUUGCCCGAAAAAGUAUUUACGGCGACCGAUAACGCUUUGACGAUGCCGGAUUGGCUAGGUAAACCCUGUAUUACCAACCGAGCGAGUUUACUUAUUUGCAUUGAAUGAGUUAAAAUUAACGCAAAGUUUAUGGAAUCUGUUUGUUAUCUGUCAACUCUUUACUUAAUACUCGUGUAAUGAAAAUAAUCCGUGAAUAUGAUUAUUAUUUAGUGAAGUUAAUCACUCAGGUAACGUGAGUUAAUUUAGUGAGUACAUGAGUUGGAUUUGAGAGUGGCAGAAAGGAAAUGCAAAAAAAAACUGACCGUGCGUCUUCAGAACCGUUGGAAUAUUCAGAAUCUUCUAGAAUCGUCGGAAUCGCUCGGAAUCAUCGGAAUUGUUUGGCCUGAACAGAUAACUUGAUCAAUGCUUCCAAAUCACAGAGCGUACAACAAGCACCGCUGAUACGCGCCACUGAUACGUCGACAAUUGAGUUCGCAGACAGCAGCAAAUGGUUGAACGUAGUUACAGGGAUAAAAAGGAAUUGUAUCACAAUCAGAUUAUUAGAUAAAGCAAUUGAUAAAAUAGUUUUAACGCAAUCUGCCCAUAGGGGAUAACACUUAACACGACAAAAUAACACGAUAACGUUAGGAAAGUGCACUAGUAGACGCAUGGCAUCUGCUGCAGUAAGUUGCAUUUGUAGAGAAAUAGCUGAAUAUCGUGUUACACACGUCGUACCAGAGGAAUGUCUUAAUUAUGAGGUAAACCGACUACGAACAUUCUUUCCGUUGUGGACAGUUCCUUACAUCUACCCAGAGGAACUAGCUCGUUGGGGCUUCUUCUACACCGGGCACCGUGAUUGUGUGCGCUGCUACUUUUGCCGCAUCGAGCUUGGAGGAUGGGACGAGCACGACGUCGUGAUAGAGGAACACUUGAAAUGGUCACCCCACUGCAGACUGAUGACCAAACGGCCAACAAACAAUGUGCCUAUUGAUCCAGAUUUUCUCGAUCAGUUAGGGGAGAUCGUGCCCGAUACAACGGGCACAGGCAGCACGAUUGCAAGAGAAAUGGCAGCAACAGCAGCGGCGGCAGAAUCGAAUAGGCUCAAUCGCCAGAACGAACUGGAAAGGCAGUCGCAAAGGACGCAAAAUGAUACGAUGCCCUUCUAUAGGCAGAAGUACCCGCAGUACCGAAUAGAGGGCGAUCGGUUAGCGACCUUUAAGGAGUGGCCCAAAUCGAUGCCACAAACACCCGAGCGGAUGGCUGAUGCGGGAUUUUUCUACACCGGCAAGAGUGAUGUGGUGGCGUGCUUUUACUGCGGUGGCAACCUGCGGGACUGGCUGGCCGAGGAUGACCCGUGGGUGGAGCAUGUGAGGAACUUUAGCGAAUGCCCGUACGUGAAGCUAGUGAAGACGCCCGAGUUCAUUGCGGAAUGCCGGGGGGAGAAGAUUACAAACAGUGCGCUCACAGCCGGUCCGGAGCAUUCUGGACAUGGUAAUGUGAGCAAGGAUAAAGAGCAGGACGAAGUGUCGGAUGAAAAGUGUUGCAAAAUUUGUUUCACUCGACCAUUUGAUACGGUUUUCAUGCCGUGCGGACACGUGGUGGCAUGUGGCAGGUGUGCCGCCACUACUACCAAGUGUCCGAUGUGCAAUGAGCCGUAUACCAGCGUUCAGCGUAUAUAUUUUUCGUAAUUUCCCCCUUAACAACGGGUAGCAACGUUCUCAUCAAUCGUAUAGCAAUCAAGGGCGUGACACUUGACGUAUCGUAAAAGUACGUUACUAUCUGAAGAUAAGUUGCAAACCCAUGUAAGCCUUGGCGUUAUUUGCAGUCUCUCUAAUCUCGAAUGUAAGAUAAGAUUCCGUGAGGCUCUAUUUUGUCAUAAAUCGAUUGCGCUGGUUGACUCGACGCACUGAAACACUUUGUCGUUUUGCCGCUAAGGUUGACUAAAGCAAUACAUCCGUGACAAAAAUGGGGCAGCACAUCACAAAUCUAUCCUAUGUCGAGACUUGAGCGGGAACUGCCCUAAACGGAAUGCCUUGAAGUAGUGUUGAAUUGUGGAGCAAGGAACAAUCUGAGCCAUAAAGUCUUAUGGCAGUAUGUUCGCAUACCACCCAUUACUACUUUAAUGCAUUCGCGAUGACUACAGGGGUUUGCAACGCAACCCACGAUCGGGAGCAAAUUUUACGAUUCGUUGUGUGUGAAUUCUAAGAUUGCGAACCUGAUAUAUGAAAACGUUGUCUAUGCCCGGGACUGUGGAACAUGAAUCCAAUAUUUUGGAACAUGAGUCGUUUCCUCUUCGGAGGUCAGUAACUAAUGCUAACAUCAUUAUUCAACGCUCGCGAGAUGUUUUUCAGCAGCACAGCUGCUAUUGCACUGCAAAACCAUCUCGCGAUCGCUGAACAUUUGCUGUUAACAUUCCGUAAAACAGUGUAAAAGAUACUUACAUAUUUCGAUCAACUACCAGUUACUCUGAAGAUCGAAGCUUCGUGUGUGACACAGUUGAUAUCUACAUCUUUAUAUGAGAACAGGUUAGAGAGACUGGAUAUUUUUAAAACUCAUCCUAAAUAUAUGACAACUGUACAGUGGGGACAUCUGACCCAAAUGCACUCCGCUAUCACCAUCGCCACCAUCAACAAUCCGGAAACUUCCUAGAAGUGCGUGCAAAGCACGGUUGUAUUUUAUAAAAAUCAUUGGCAAAUGUGUUCUAUCAGCACAUUCAGUUUGUGAAUAAAAAAUAAUCAUGUAGGUAUGCA
Molecule: messenger RNA, 4026 nt
Organism: Anopheles coluzzii
Lineage: Eukaryota; Metazoa; Arthropoda; Insecta; Diptera; Culicidae
Product: death-associated inhibitor of apoptosis 1-like
Exons: 2
Coding region: 1945-2964 (339 amino acids)
Biological process (GO): negative regulation of apoptotic process; positive regulation of protein ubiquitination; regulation of cell cycle
Cellular component (GO): cytoplasm; nucleus
Molecular function (GO): cysteine-type endopeptidase inhibitor activity involved in apoptotic process; ubiquitin protein ligase activity
Source: RefSeq, a predicted model, not a curated record